This is a messenger RNA of Arabidopsis arenosa, 1694 nucleotides long. Lineage: Eukaryota; Viridiplantae; Streptophyta; Magnoliopsida; Brassicales; Brassicaceae. The record is from the annotation of a GenBank genome assembly.
CCGUAGCGGCAACGAUAUCGAUGGACGGUUCUUGUUAUAUAAUGGUAGAAGAAACGGCUGAUUCCGAUACGAGUUUUGAGUUUUGCGACGAAUGUAGGUUUUCUUACCAUCAAGACCACGACGAUAACGAUGCAGAAUCGAGCAACUGUAACACAGGUGACAUUUACAAGGAUCUCGAAGCCAAUUGGGACGAUGAUCUUCUAGCGCCGCUACUUGCCAAGGAACAAGAAGCGAUGAUCUUCUCUGACGUUAGAGUAGAUUUCACCGCGGCGGAGGAGGAGGAAGAAGUAGAAUUAGAAGUAGAAGAAGAGGAAGAAGGAAAGAAGUGGUGGAGAUCUUCAAUACAACCACCCAGAAAUUUUGUUCUCGCUAAUGAUUCUUCAUCUUCUUCUUCUUCUUCUCAGGUUAAAGAACAAUCUGUUGGAGAUGAAUCCAGAUCUCAGCCAAGUGGAAGCCAAUUGGAUGUUUCUAUCCAAAUACCACCAAAACCGACUUUAGGAAUUUUGAGAAAUUUGAGUCUGAAAAGGAAAGCUUCUCUACCAAACUAUGAGAGAAGAUUGCUACUAAGCCCCAGUGUUUCAGAAACCAGUGAAAGGCCUCUUGUUGCAAGUCCGAUAACAUCGCCUUACUGGAAGAGAUGUUUGUCACUUCCUUCUACUAAUGCUGCUAAACUGUCUAUGGUUGUAUCUACACCGCCUGUAUCAGCUGUGGUGCAUAGUGAACAGCCUAAGUCUAAUAAAAAUGGUGUUCAUGCAUCAGUUUCAAGAUCCUUGUCCAUGAACAGAGUGAUUGUACGAGCUGUCUCUUUUGACGACAACAAAAAUCACCUUUCUAAUGAAGCAAAUGGCGAUCAAAUCACUCCCGUUCCUGCAGAAGAAACAGAAGAAGAAAUCCCUGAAGAAGAAGCAGUAUGCAGGAUUUGUCUUGAUGUGUGCGAAGAAGGUAACACACUGAAAAUGGAAUGCAGUUGCAAAGGUGACCUCAGACUCGUUCACGAGCAUUGUGCCAUUAAGUGGUUUAGUACAAAGGGAACGCGAAUCUGCGAUGUUUGCAGACAAGAAGUCCGGAACUUACCGGUGAUACUGCUUCGUGUCCCAACAAUUAAUCAACUUACCAAUAGACGGGAACUCACUCAGCAGAGUUCACAGCCACAAACCAUUAGUGUAGGGCAAGAGUUUGUAGUGCUUGUACUCAUCAGCACCGUCUGCUACUUCUUCUUCCUUGAACAUUUACUGAUUCGUGACUUGAAUUCACAGGCAAUAUUUGUCGCAGCGCCAUUUUCAUUCACCCUAGCUCUCUUAGCCUCAACUUUCGCCGUCAUCCUCGCGAUCAGAGAAUACAUAUGGACAUACGCAGCUCUUGAGUUUGCACUAGUGGCAUUGCUUGUUCAUCUGUUAUAUGCUACACUUGGUGUGCCGGUUAUCUAUGCAAUGCUUUUCGCGGGGAUUCUGGGUUUCGGGAUGGCAAUAUGGGGUUCACUUGCUGGAUAGAUAGAUGGGGUUCACUUAAAACUUUGAGACCUGUAGAUAUACAAGUCUUUGUACUUUUGUAUGGAAAGAGAGAAGCUUUUGUGGAAUUACAGUGAGAAUGUGUGAUUUGUGAAGGUACAUCAAGUGAAAGAGCUGUUGUGAAUGAGUUUCUAGGUUCAAGAAUCUUUUGAAAGUUUAAACUUGUCGACUCGUGAGAACUGAGAA